Molecule: messenger RNA, 2082 nt
Organism: Pogoniulus pusillus (Red-fronted tinkerbird)
Lineage: Eukaryota; Metazoa; Chordata; Aves; Piciformes; Lybiidae
Product: putative short-chain dehydrogenase/reductase family 42E member 2
Exons: 13
Coding region: 237-1448 (403 amino acids)
Biological process (GO): steroid biosynthetic process
Molecular function (GO): 3-beta-hydroxy-Delta5-steroid dehydrogenase (NAD+) activity
Source: RefSeq, a predicted model, not a curated record
UAACAGCUGAGGCUGCCCUCAACCUUCACUGCUUCAACCAGACUCUCCUAGAUACCCAGCCACUAGCUACAAAGGAGUAGGAACAGCUAAAGGACCUGAGCACACGUGAACAUCUUUGUCUGAGUGUACCUGAUGCCCUUGUGCUACUAACUGUCCAGCAAAGAGAAGCCUCACCACCUCACUUGGCCAGGAAGGACUGGGAGAAUACCAACAGCCAGGAUUCUACCAAGGUCGUAAUGCAAGAAGGAUCCACAGAAGAGCUCCACAGCAGCCAACCAUGUGAAGGCAAACAAAAAGAGCAUACUGGACCACUGGUUAACAGAAGCAGAAAGGCACUGGUGACAGGAGGUGGAGGCUACCUGGGAUACAAUCUGGGAUGUGCUCUUGUUCGCUCAGGAAUCGCUGUUGUUCUCUUUGACAUACGGAAACCUAAAGGGGAAAUUCCAAGUGGAGCAGAGUUUUUCAAGGGUGAUGUGAGGGAUUACGACGCAGUGUUCAAAGCCUGUGAAGGAGUUGACUGUGUUUUCCAUGUGGCUGCAUGUGGAAUGUCAGGAUUAGAACAACUUCAAAAGAAAGAUCAGAUUGAAUCCAUAAAUGUUGGAGGCACGAAAAUAAUAAUUGAUGUCUGCAAACAAAGGAAUAUCCCUAGGCUGAUCUAUACCAGCACAGUGAAUGUGGUAUUUGGAGGGAAUCCUAUUGAAGAAGGAGAUGAAGAAACUGUGCCAUAUUUUCCACUGGAAAAGCAAUUUAAUCAUUAUUCUAGAACAAAGGCAAUUGCAGACCGAAUGAUUCUUGCUGCUAAUGGAACUUUGCUCAAAGGAGGGGAUAAGCUCCACACUUGUGUGCUUCGUCCACCAGGCAUAUACGGACCAGAAGAGCAGCGGCACCUGCCACGAGUAGCAGUAAAUAUCCAGCGGAGGCUCUUUAACUUCAAGUUUGGCAAUCACAAAGUUCAGAUGAACUGGGUUCACAUAGGAAAUCUGGUGCAAGCUCACUUGCUAGCUGCUGAGGCUCUCACCUCUGAGAAGGGUUAUGUAGCUAGCGGGCAGGCGUACUACAUCCACGACGGCGAGAACGUCAUCUUCUCCGAGUGGAUAGUCCCUCUGUUUGAAAAAUUAGGCUACAGGAAACCCUGGAUCCAUAUUCCUGUUCUCCUGGUUCAUAUAGCAGCUACUGUGAUGGAAUAUCUGCACCUGAUACUAAGGCCAGUUUUUAGCUUUACACCUUUCUUGACAAGGAAUGAGGUGUGGAAUAUUACUGUAACUCACACUUUCCGAAUAGACAAGGCAAGAAACCAGCUUGGUUACAACCCAAAGAAAUUCUCCUUUGCUGAUUCUGUGGAUCAUUACCUGAAAACAAGACCUGCUUGCCAAGAAGAUCACACACUCCUCAAAGUGAUCUUGGCCUUUGGCAUUUUGUUAAGUUUGAUCAUUCUUUCUUUCUUCUAAAACAACUAGCCACCUGUUUGAGGAAACAUCAUUUUGUUCUGGAGUGUUAAUGAUCUGGUCGUAGUACAUUCCUCAGAAGUGGGACUUUUCCAUCAUGAUGAGGAUAUCUUUGUGGUCUCAUUAAAAGCAACCAAAAAAGCCCCACAAGACUGAAAACACAGGACACAUCAGGAAGUUUUCCCAACGGGCAAUGCAGUGUCACAAGAUCUGAAGAGUUCACUGCCAAUGGAUGCAGGACUAGUUUCAAUGGCUCUUCUUUCAUGGAUUGCUUCCUGCUGAGAAUUAUUGUCUUAAAAUGAUCAUUCAGGAGGGUAAGAAAUUGGAAGAAGAGGAACCAUUUUAGGACUGUAGAGCUGUAACAGCUCCAGUAGCUCCAGUGAAGAAAAAGCUGACUCAGCAAUUCCUCUGAUGAAGCCACUGUGUGUCAGGAUGAGGAAUUAUGAAGAUCAGUGAAACAGCACCAAAGAUAUGAAACAUAAAUAUGAGUAACAGGUGGUGAGAGAACUGGACAUUAUCUCUCUGUAAAAUACUGUUAUCUUCACAAGCUCUGUAAAGAUGUAAUUAAUAAGGUUAAGUGUGUUUGUAAAGUAAAUACUAUUCUUUCCAUGCAAUAAUAAACAGUAACUGAACCAAA